AUGCUUAGAAAUAGCAAAAUAGCAUGCUGUCAGGUCCGUUGGAAAUCUAAGAGCUCAUCUUCAACGAGGUGGUUAAGUCGACAGAAAAAAGAUGUUCACACGAAGGAAUCCAAAGCUAGAAAUUAUCGCUCAAGGGCCUCUUUCAAGCUCAUUGAAAUUGACAAAAAAUUCAAAUUAUUCAACAAAAGAUCAAUUAAUAUAGUGGAUUUGGGAUUUUCGCCUGGUGCAUGGACUCAGGUGGCACUAGAGAUCACCAAAAAAUUAGGUUUGAAAUCAACAAUUUUGGGGGUUGAUUUGAUUGCAUGCAAUCCACCAGAGGAAUCUUAUUUUUUACAAGGAAAUAUUUUAUCAAAGAAUACACAUAAUGCAAUCAAGGAAUUCUUCUCCGAAAGAACAAAUGAGUAUUAUGAGCAGCCAUUAGACUUAAUAAUUAGUGAUAUGAUGGCUAACACUCUGGGCUUGAAAGAUAGUGACCAUUAUGCUAGUAUGGACUUAUGUGAUGGAGCCAUCAUUUUAGCAUGCUCUUUAUUGAAGGAAAAUGGUAACAUGGUUAUGAAGUAUUAUAUGGGAAAAGAGGAGUAUUUAUUGACUAAUAAAAUGCAUGCGAUGUUUGAGAAAGUUUUUAAAAUGAAACCUACGUCUAGUCGAGCAGAGCUGAGAGAAAUGUACAUAAUAGGGCUUAAGAAAAAAAGAACUACAGUAGACGAUGUUUUCGGAGAUUGA
Molecule: messenger RNA, 723 nt
Organism: Priceomyces carsonii
Lineage: Eukaryota; Fungi; Ascomycota; Pichiomycetes; Serinales; Debaryomycetaceae
Product: 21S rRNA (uridine2791-2'-O) methyltransferase
Exons: 1
Coding region: 1-723 (240 amino acids)
Biological process (GO): RNA methylation
Cellular component (GO): mitochondrion
Molecular function (GO): rRNA (uridine-2'-O-ribose)-methyltransferase activity
Source: RefSeq, a predicted model, not a curated record